Messenger RNA from Tympanuchus pallidicinctus (lesser prairie-chicken), 2397 nucleotides. It is a transcript of the gene TRIM7, whose product is annotated as tripartite motif containing 7. The transcript is spliced from 8 exons. The record is from RefSeq and is a predicted model, not a curated record. Lineage: Eukaryota; Metazoa; Chordata; Aves; Galliformes; Phasianidae. Gene Ontology annotation, molecular function: protein binding; zinc ion binding. Bases 64 to 1785 code for a protein of 573 amino acids.
CCCUGGCCCGCGCUUCGCCCCGCUGCAGGUGGGGGUGCCGGGACCCCCGCAGCGCCGUCCUCCAUGCAGAGCUACAGGAGGACACCCCUCUCCUACAGCUCCGCUCCGAGGUGGGGAGCUGAGACCCGAGCUGCUUUCGGAGGAGCAAAGAGCAGGGACGUCUCCUCGCUCCCUUUCUCCUCCAGCCGCGCUCUGUGCCCUAAAGCUGAGGCCUUCGUUACCAGUUUAAGGAAACCGGACACUGCAGUGGGAUCGUUCCUGGAACGGGAACGCCCAUGGGGCCGCGUGCCAAGCAUUCACGCUCUGCCUCCAGCCCCGGUGAAAUCAGUCCUUGCCCGCAGGAGAGAGGCCAUGGCUGCCGUCUUCCUGCCUGGAAACCUGCAGGACGAGGCCACUUGUUCCGUGUGCUUGGAGUUCUUCAAGGAUCCCGUGUCCAUCGAGUGCGGGCACAACUUCUGCCGGGCGUGCAUCGUCAAGAGCUGGAAGGACUUGGAGAUGGACUUCCCCUGCCCUCAGUGCAGGGAGAUCUUCCAGCAGAAGAGCCUCCGACCCAACCGCCAGCUGGCCAACAUGUCCGAAAUCAUCAGCCAGUUCGCCUUGCGCGGGGCGAAGGGAGCGGAGGAGGACGGGCUCUGCGUGAAGCACCGCGAAGCCCUCAAGCUCUACUGCAAGGAUGACAGGAGGAGCAUCUGCGUGGUGUGCGACCGCUCCCGCGAGCACCGGCCUCACGCUGUGGUCCCCGUGGAUGAGGCGUCCGAGGAGUACAAGGAAAAAAUCCAGGGCCGCUUGGAUUUCCUGAAAAAGGAGAGGCAGGAACUGCUGGAAUUCAAAGUGAACGACGAUAAGAAAACCCAGGAGCUUCUGAAAACCAUCGAGACCGAGCGUCAGAAACUCCUCGUGGAGUUUGAGGGGCUCCGGCAGUUCCUGCACGACCAGGAGCACAUCCUGCUGGGGCAGCUGGACAAGAUGGAGAAGAGCAUCGCCAAGAGGCAGAACGAGAACAUCACCGACCUCUCCAAGGAGAUCACGCUGCUCAACAAACUCAUCACGGAGCUGGAGGAGAAAAUCCAGCAGCCCGUGCUGGAGUUCCUCAAGGAUGUGAUGAGCAUCAUCAGCAGGAGCGACGAGGUGAAGUGCCAGAAGCCCGUGCCCGUCUGCACCGACAUGAAGGUGCACGUCUGCAAUUUCUGCCUCAAAACGGUGGUCCUGGAGAAAGUCCUCAAGAGGUUCAAAGAAAACCUGCGGGAUGAGUUGGGAAGAGGUGAAAAAGAGGACCUGACCCUGGACCCCGACUCGGCCAACCACCUCCUCAUCCUCUCCGCGGACCUGAAGAGCGUGAGGAUGGGCUGCAGGAAGCAGGAUCUGCCCGACAACCCCAAAAGAUUCGACACCAACUCGCGGGUUUUGGCCACCACGGGCUUCAAAUCGGGGCGGCAUUACUGGGAAGUGGAGGUGGGGGCUUCGGACGGUUGGGCCUUCGGGGUGGCCAAGGAGUCGGUGAGGAGGAAAGGGCUGACUCAGUUUUCUCCCGAGGAAGGGAUUUGGGCAGUGCAGCAGAACGGGGGGCGCUACUGGGCCGUCACUUCGCCCCAACGCACCCCGCUGUGCCUGGGGCAGAAGCUCAGCAAGGUGAGGGUGUACCUGGAUUACGAGGGGGAGGAGGUGUCCUUCUACAACGCCGAGAACAUGCAGCACAUCUUCACCUUCAACGUCGCCUUCCGAGAGAAAGUGUUCCCCCUUUUCUCCGUCUGCUCCACCGUCACCUACAUCAAACUGUGCUCCUGAGGCCGCGGCGGGGACCCAGCGGUGGGUCUGGAAGGAGAGGUUGGGUGAUUGGGAGAGAAAGCUGGGGGAUGAGAGGGUGAGAGGGCAGGGAGGCCGUCCCAGGGGGGCUUCAGGCGAGGAAACGGAGGAGUUCCGGAGCCGUCUGCUGAGUUUCAACCACAUCUUGGUCGACCCGCGGUUGAGGCCAACCCAACUCUGCGAUGAGAAGGAAACCACUGCGCUGCCUCGGGGCCCUGGGGCUGGAACUGGAUGGGUUUUCCUCUUGGGAUGAAGACCGUUGGGGAGAGUUUUUUUUGUUUCGUGUUGUUUAUUUUGGCUCUUCUUGCUCCUGCUGCGAAGAAAUGCCUCCCUGAAGGGUAAAUCUUGCUUGUUUUAGGCGAUUCUUCUAAAAUUUGGGUUAAUUCUGUCCUCCAAAGACUAUUUUUGCGGUAUUUCAGCGGUGGUUUCAACCCUGUGCUCACCACAGUGCGAACUCACCUGGAGACAAACCCCCAAAAUGCUGAUUUUUCAUUGUUUUCCCCCCCCAAAACCGUCCCAUAUGAAGCAGAAAGAAACGGGUGGUGUGGAGACGUCGGGGUUGCGCUGGAAAUAAAACGUCAAGGUGCUACUGGA